CGGCGCCAAACAAAAGCUCCAUGUGUAGGAGGAGAAACAAACGGAGAAAAAGAUAACAAAAAAACAAAACUGAGAUAUAGAAACGCUAAAUAAUGUACAGAAAGGUAAAAAACGAAGCGAAGUUUAAUGUAAAGUUUUUCUUGUUCGAAUGACAGCAGGAAAAGCUGUAACAAGAAGAAGAAGAACAAGAAGUGGGGAAAAAAAGCUCUGUAGGAGAUCGAGACGCUUUUUAAAGGAUGGCGAUUUGAUCUUUGGAGUGACCAUCAAAAGUACAAGAGAGCAGAGGAAAAGAUGGAAGAAGAAGAGCUGCAGAGGAGAAGAGGAGCAGGCAGAUGCCUAAUAACUCAAACUGGGAGGAGUGAGGAAGAAGAAGAAACGAUAAAGGUGGAUGCAAAAGCACGGAGCGAUGUGAUUGGUCGACUCACUCCAAUCUCUGCCUCCUCCUCCUUAAACUCCUCUCCGGUCCUGCCCUCCUGUCUUGGCCGAGGAAGAGACCAGGACGAAGAUGAAGUCAGUGUGGCGAUAGUCACCGUUGAGGAGGAGUCGUGUCCAUCAGAGCCAUUUGGCACCGCCCACCUGGAGACAGCCAAUCACUUCACAAGUACGGAGGAGGUCAGUGAGGAUGCAAAAGAGGAAGGCGAGGAAACAAAGGUUUACAGUGAUGAAAAAGAAGAGGAGGAGGAGACUGAAGUGGUGAUGUCCCCGUGGCUCCUCCUGCAGAACGAGAUGAAGAGGAAGUUGGACCAUGGUCCCGACGGACGGCCGUUCCCUUCAGGGAAGAAGCACUGCAAAGGCAGUUACCUCAGCCCCUCUCAUCUGGCUCAGGCCACACCCACCACAUUUGGUGACCUGCGGCUGGCCAAUGGGCAUUCAGCUCAACGGCGGCGCGUCACUUCGGGUCCGCCCCCAUCUGGCCUGCAGGAUUGGCUGCAUACGUUCCAGACAUGGACCGGUCCCGAGAGGUUACUGGCUCUGGACGAGUUGAUUGACAGAUGCGAGACAAGUCAGGUGAAGCACAUGAUGCAGGUUAUCGAGCCACAAUUCCAGAGAGACUUCAUAUCCUUGCUGCCUAAAGAGCUGGCUCUGUACGUGCUGACCUUCCUGGCUCCCAGAGACCUGCUGCAGGCGGCUCAGACCUGCAGGUACUGGAGGAUCCUGGCCGAGGACAACCUGCUGUGGCGGGAAAAGUGUCGCGAGGAAGGUAUAUCUGAGUGUGAAUCAUCUGCACGCAGAAAGUGCAGUAGGCCCAGCAUCGCCAUCAGUCCAUGGAAGUCGGCAUACAUCAGACAGCACCGCAUUGAAAACAACUGGAGGAGUGGCGAGACACAGGAACCCAUGGUGCUGAAAGGUCAUGAUGAUCAUGUCAUCACCUGUCUCCAGUUUAGCGGUGAUCUGAUUGUCAGUGGAUCUGAUGACAACACUCUCAAAGUCUGGUCGGCUAUAACGGGAAAGUGUUUGCGGACGUUGUCGGGACACACCGGCGGCGUCUGGUGCAGUCAGAUGGCGGUCGCCACGGUGAUUAGUGGCUCUACUGACCGGACACUGCGGGUCUGGGAUGCAGAGAGCGGGGAGUGUGUGCACACGCUGUACGGGCACACAUCCACCGUGCGCUGCAUGCAUCUCCACGGCAACCGGGUGGUCUCUGGCUCUCGGGACACCACGCUGCGCAUGUGGGACGUGUCGACGGGUCGCUGUGAGCACGUGCUGACAGGUCACAUGGCGGCGGUGCGCUGCGUGCAGUACGACGGGUGCCGUGUGGUGUCCGGCGGUUAUGACUACAUGGUGAAAGUCUGGGACCCCGAGACGGAGGCGUGUCUGCACACGCUGCAGGGACACACCAACAGAGUGUACUCGCUGCAGUUUGACGGUGUGUUUGUGGUCAGUGGAUCAUUGGAUACGUCUAUCAGAGUGUGGGACGCUGAAACGGGUGGGUGUGUCCACACACUGACAGGUCACCAGUCACUGACCAGUGGCAUGGAACUACGUGACAACAUUCUGGUGUCUGGGAACGCUGACUCGACCGUCAGAGUGUGGGACGUCCGGACAGGACAGUGUCUCCAUACACUGCAAGGUUCCAACAAACAUCAGUCGGCGGUGACGUGUUUGCAGUUUUGCCGCGGCCUGGUUUUGUCCAGCUCUGAUGACGGGACGGUCAAACUGUGGGACCUGUGGACUGGAGCCUGGGUGCGAGAUGUGGUGGUGCUGCAGAGCCGUGGAUCAGGCGGCGUAGUUUGGCGAAUCAGAGCAUCAGACACUCGGCUGGUGUGCGCUGCCGGGAGCCGGAACGGCACAGAGGAAACCAAACUGCUGGUCCUAGAUUUCGAUCUGGAGGACAUGAAGAAAGAGACAAACUGAGGGUGAGGAUGGUGAUGUCAUCAAGCAGAGAUGGGGGUGUGGAGUUUGUUUAUUUUUAACAGCAAAAGCUGCACAUCUUUGACCAAAGUCACAGGUGGAUCCACUGACACUGACAGGCAGCCGCCAUUACGCCACAGAAUGUAAGGAAACAACAUGAACGCCAUAGCAUGGCUGCACGGACAUAAACAACAACAAAAUGACACUACAGUCAGGUAAACAAACAACCACCAAGAAAAGGACGAUAAACCGCGGCCUGAUGGCAACACCUGAAUGUGGAUCUGAGGGACGGAUACAUGGAUGUAAACCGUUUCUGUGACAACAUAUGAAUGUCUGACAGAUGUGUGGCAUCUGUCAAAAAUAAAAAAAAGAAAAAU
Thalassophryne amazonica is the source of this 2729-nucleotide messenger RNA. Its product is annotated as F-box/WD repeat-containing protein 7-like. The transcript has 14 exons. Gene Ontology annotation, cellular component: cytoplasm; nucleus. The record is from RefSeq and is a predicted model, not a curated record. Gene Ontology annotation, biological process: ubiquitin recycling; proteasome-mediated ubiquitin-dependent protein catabolic process. Lineage: Eukaryota; Metazoa; Chordata; Actinopteri; Batrachoidiformes; Batrachoididae. Gene Ontology annotation, molecular function: ubiquitin binding. The coding region runs from base 292 to 2355 and encodes 687 amino acids.